Messenger RNA from Bipolaris victoriae FI3, 228 nucleotides. RefSeq lists its product as hypothetical. Lineage: Eukaryota; Fungi; Ascomycota; Dothideomycetes; Pleosporales; Pleosporaceae. The annotation marks the transcript as partial. The record is from RefSeq and is a predicted model, not a curated record. The transcript has a single exon.
GAAAAUCCAGGUGCAACGCCCUCUCUAGAAUGUAUUCCUCAGUCAUCAGAGGCAAACUGUGACUGCACUUGUUCCAAUGGCAUUCAAUUUAACCAGCCCCUUUCCCUCGGUUCGACCAGUAAUCGUCUUUCGGGUGAUUGUCAAGUUGAGAAAGACGAAUGUCUGCUGCGUGAGGCGCAACUCGCGUAUGACUUCAACGAAAUCAGACUAUCCUACAUGGUUCAGGAA